This is a messenger RNA of Castor canadensis (American beaver), 2641 nucleotides long. The record is from RefSeq and is a predicted model, not a curated record. Lineage: Eukaryota; Metazoa; Chordata; Mammalia; Rodentia; Castoridae.
UUCAUUAAUUCUAUCAUCAGCCAUUAGAGGUAAGUUGCUAUUCUUUCUACUUUAGCAAUGAGCAAGUUCAGGUUGGCAGGAUUCAUACCUAGGCAUGUCUACCUCCCUUGUUUUACCUAACCACUGCACCGUUACAUUCAGGGAAUAAUUUGGGGCUGGAAAUAGGCCUAAAGCAGAGAGGACAUUUAGCAAAUUGUUGAAAUAGGUUAGAUGAGAAAUGAUUUUAAAACAAAGGUAGUUUUAGUAAAGAAGAGAAGUAUGAGUAGAUUUCAAGACUGAAGGAAGUGGAACUGACUGCCUUUGGCAUUUGGAUUGCUGCUGCUGUCAUUUGCUCACUGUUGCAGGGAAAAGAAAGCAGCUUUGAGGUUGAAAGUGCUGGUUGGAUUGAGAAGGCCCUGGGAUAGUCAAGGGCAGCUGUCCUUUGAAGUAUCCUGAAGAGUUACUCUUAAAGAAUGAAGGAUGGCAGCACGCCGCACAUUAAAAGCUGUUUUGGUGGAUCUCAGUGGCACACUUCACAUUGAAGAUGCAGCUGUGCCAGGCGCACAGGAAGCUCUUAAAAGGUUACGUGGGUCUUCUGUAAUGGUUAGGUUUGUGACCAACACAACAAAAGAGAGCAAGCAGGAUCUAUUGGAAAGGUUGAAAAAACUGGAGUUUGAUAUCUCUGAAGAUGAAAUAUUCACAUCUCUAACUGCAGCCAGAAGUUUAGUAGAACAGAAGCAAGUUAGGCCCAUGCUGCUGGUUGAUGAUCGGGCACUGCCUGAUUUCAAAGGAAUACAAACAAGUGAUCCUAAUGCUGUGGUCAUAGGAUUGGCACCAGAACAUUUUCAUUAUCAAAUUCUGAAUCAAGCAUUCCGGUUACUCCUGGAUGGGGCACCUCUGAUAGCAAUCCACAAAGCCAGGUAUUACAAGAGGAAAGAUGGCUUAGCUCUGGGGCCAGGACCAUUUGUGACUGCUUUAGAGUAUGCCACAGACACCAAAGCCAUUGUAGUGGGCAAGCCAGAGAAGACAUUCUUUUUGGAAGCAUUACGGGACACUGGCUGUGCACCAGAGGAGGCGGUCAUGAUAGGAGAUGAUUGCAGGGAUGAUGUUGGUGGGGCUCAGAAUGCUGGCAUGCUGGGCAUCUUAGUAAAAACUGGGAAAUACCGAGCAGCAGAUGAAGAAAAAAUUAACCCAGCUCCCUACCUAACUUGUGAGAGCUUCCCUCGUGCUGUGGAGCACAUUCUCCAGCAUCUACUGUGAACCAUCAUGUGAAUGUGAAGCACCCUGAAACACAGCUUCUGUUGUCUGGAACAGAUCCUUACCGACUCUGUGCAGCAUCAGUAGACACACACCACUCCCUUCUGGUCUCUGUUAACUCUUACUGUGCAUUAGUUAGAAAGAAAGAUAUUGAAUUGCAGCCAACAUGAAGCCUCACUCUAAUCCCUUUUGUUUGAUUUUGUAAAAGAAGAUGAGACCCAAAGAAAGGGAAAGCUGAGAAUUUGUGCCAUGGCUUUUCAAAUAUUCAUCAGGUUCAAAAGGCUGGGAGGGAGAAGCUCCUGUGGGGAACAGCACUCGCUGCUGUCGCCUCACUGGAAACAGGGAUUCAGACUGAAGGAAGUUGAAUGAUGAUUCUUAAAUCAUAAAGUGUGCAUUAAAAGGUGCAUUAGGCUCUCAUUUUGAUAUUGAGUUCAUCUGAGAAACCCAGCACAAGUGCCAAGUGAAGUACAAGACAGAAGCAGUAAAACGGAUUGUCCUUCAGCUCAAGUGACCCAGUGAAUUUGCUUUAACAGAUGUUGAAAACUAGAUUUGCUAUUGUAUUCCCAGCACGGGUGACUUCCUUUUCUCUUCAUUAGCCAGAGAUGACUAAUUUAAAUUUAGAACUCGAUUUUAAUUUAAAAUAAUAUUUCCAUUAAUAACCUAUUCAUUGCAGAUACCUAUUAUACUGUGUAACAGUUGUUUUGGAAAUUUUAUGUAAAAUUAAAACUAUCAGUAUUUUACAGAUGUUUUAAUUAGACAUUGUUAUUAACAGGAACAGUGCAGAAACUGAAAUCAAGCCUUUAAUGUCUUAUAGCCCAUGCAUUUUUGAAGUUAGAGUCCACCAGGGUCCUAUUAACUGUACAUUUGCAAGAUUUCAUUAUUUUUGCCUCUGACACUAUGGGAAAAAUCUUUAGAAGCUAUUGGGACAGAUUCAAGCUUUUAUGUACUUGGUUACUACAGCUGUAAAAUGAAAUCUCAUGUAGCAUGGAUUAUUCUUCUGAUGUUAAACCCACCCAAAUGAAGGGGACUGAGUAGGUAAUGAUUUUCCUAGUGCAUUUGCAUACUGUGAUAAUCCUGGGCCUUCGCAAUUGGUUUACAGGACUCUUGGGCAUUGAAUUAUUAGAGUGUAAUUGUACAUCAUUGCAGUGCUCACCUUAUUGAAGCACACACUGGUGUUAAUGAGCUUCGAGUUUUGAUGCUUGUUUAGAGAUCAGCUGGGUCUUGAAUAAGAGGGAGCAAAGCUGAAUAAAUGGUAGUUUGGUGCGCACUCUGUUCUUGUUUUUGCAAAUGCCCCAAAUUAGUACGUACUUGUACAUUCUAGACUGCAAAAGACAGAUGUGACAUGACCACCAUCCUCAGUCAGAAGGAGGAUGAGUCAGAGUGGCUGAGAGCAGAGUCCCUGAUA